AAGAUGAACAAGCCCGCUAUAUAUAACAGCAAUCAGAAGAUGCUACAUAAGUUUCUUACUUACUAUAGAGCAUAUUUCUUGCACUAUGCAAUCCAGUUCAUUAUAGAAUCCGAGAAAGUUAUUCUUGCAGGAACUUAUUUCGAAAAGGAUAUUCUCAUUUAG
This is a messenger RNA of Cryphonectria parasitica EP155, 162 nucleotides long. RefSeq lists its product as uncharacterized. The transcript has a single exon. The annotation marks the transcript as partial. NCBI's taxonomy places the organism in Eukaryota, Fungi, Ascomycota, Sordariomycetes, Diaporthales, Cryphonectriaceae. The record is from RefSeq and is a predicted model, not a curated record.